AUGAAAAACCACACAAUAGCAACUUUCAUCCUCUUGGGACUGACAGAUGACCCUCAACUUCAGGUUCCAAUUUUUACUUUUCUAUUUCUCACUUACACGUUGAGUAUAACUGGGAAUCUGACCAUCAUAUCCCUCACUUUAGUGGACUCCCACCUUAAAACACCCAUGUACUUUUUCCUACAGAAUUUUGCCUUGUUAGAAAUCUCAUUUACAUCUGCUUGCAUCCCUAGAUAUUUGUACAACAUAGCAACAGGUGACAGAUCAAUUACAUAUAAUGCUUGUGUUGUUCAAUUGUUUGUUACUGACGUCUUUGGAGUAACUGAAUUUUUUCUGUUAGCUGUGAUGUCCUAUGACCGCUAUGUGGCCAUCUGCAAACCCUUGCAUUAUGUGACCAUGAUGAGCAGCAGAGUCUGCAAGAGCCUUGUCCUCUGUUGUUGGAUGGCUGGCUUAUUGAUCAUACUCUCACCAUUUACUUUGUUCCUAAAUUUGAAAUUCUGUGAUUCAAAUGCCAUUGAUUAUUUUGUCUGUGAUGUAUCUCCUUUGUUGAAGAUUUCAUGCUCAGACACAUGGCUCAUCGAGCAGCUGGUUAUUGUCUGUGCUGUGCUGACCUUCAUUCUCACCCUUGUGUGUGUUGUUUUGUCCUACAUUUACAUCACUAAGACCAUUCUAAGAUUGCCCUCUGCCCAACAGAGGAAAAGGGCCUUUUCCACCUGUUCUUCCCAUAUGAUUGUGGUUUCACUCACUUACGGAAGCUGUAUUUUCAUCUAUAUCAAACCUUCAGCCAAGGAGUCAGUGACUAUUAACAAGGGUGUGACACUGCUAAUGACAUCCAUCGCUCCUAUGUUGAACCCAUUCAUUUACACUCUAAGAAACAAACAAGUGAGACAAGCUUUCAGUGACUCAUUCAAAAAUAUUGCAUUGGUCUCAAACAAGUAA
Molecule: messenger RNA, 936 nt
Organism: Pipistrellus kuhlii (Kuhl's pipistrelle)
Lineage: Eukaryota; Metazoa; Chordata; Mammalia; Chiroptera; Vespertilionidae
Product: olfactory receptor 6C2-like
Exons: 1
Coding region: 1-936 (311 amino acids)
Biological process (GO): G protein-coupled receptor signaling pathway
Cellular component (GO): membrane
Molecular function (GO): olfactory receptor activity; G protein-coupled receptor activity
Source: RefSeq, a predicted model, not a curated record